Molecule: messenger RNA, 1776 nt
Organism: Hypanus sabinus (Atlantic stingray)
Lineage: Eukaryota; Metazoa; Chordata; Chondrichthyes; Myliobatiformes; Dasyatidae
Product: regulator of G-protein signaling 5-like
Exons: 5
Coding region: 113-658 (181 amino acids)
Source: RefSeq, a predicted model, not a curated record
CAAGAGGAGAGUGCCUGUAUAUAAUCUGCAAAGCUCAGCAGUGCACUCUAGAAGGAGCUCAAGUUUAGGCAUACAUCACUUUGGUGAGUAACAGCAAGACCGAGCCAGCAAGAUGUGCAAAGGGUUGGCUGCAUUACCGGCAACAUGCCUCGAAAGGGCCAAAGGAAUAAAAACAAAGUUAGGAAUCCUGCUGCAGAAGCCGGAAAUCAUCACUGACUACAUCAUCCCGUAUUCUGAUAAAGUGGACAAGCCAGCUAAGCCUCCAAGACCAUCCCAAAUUGAAGUGCUGCAGUGGCGUGAAUCUCUGGAGAAGCUUCUGAUGAACAGCUAUGGUCUGGCUGCCUUCAAAGCCUUCCUCCAAUCAGAGCACAGUGAGGAGAACAUUGAGUUCUGGAUGGCCUGUGAAGACUACAAGGCAACCAAGUCACCUAUCAAGCUGGCCUCUAAAGCAAAGAAGAUCUUUGAAGACUUCAUUGAGAAGGAAGCUCCUCAAGAGAUCAACGUUGACCACUACACUAAAGAAGUUACCAUGAAGAACCUAGCCGAACCUACCACAUCAACCUUUGAGCUGGCACAGAAGAGAGUUCUGUCUUUGAUGGAGAAGGAUUCAUUCAGCAGAUUCCUGAAAUCUGAAGUUUAUCUGGAGCUGAUAAAGUAGCUGUGCACCUGGUCUAUGCAAAGCGUGGGUGGAGAGGGACUUUCGAGGUCCCUGCAACCCCACCCAGUAAAGGAAUAAGCCCUCACCGCUGGUAGCUAAAUGGAACUAUCAUUCCCGGCAUUAUUUUUCCUCAAAGCUCUGGGCACUAAAAUGACAUCACGUAUAUCUUGCACCUGUCUUUGCGUAGCCCCAAAAUAAACACACACCAAAUAUGGCCUAGUGUUUGUACCUUCAAUGCUGCACUCGUCUUUCGUGUGUGUGUGUGUUUUUUUUCCGUCCUUCCUUAUUUCUGCUAUUUGAUUAUACCAAGUGAUAAAUAAUCAUGUGGCUUCAAACGAAUUCUUGAGCAAAUCAAAUCAUUCCUUUAGGAUUCUUAUCACAAUCAUUUCAAGGAUCCAGCAAAAUGCUUUGAAAAUGAGAUUACAGGCAUCUGAGACCUACAGAUUAAGCAACCUCUUAUCCUUUCUAUAUCAGAAAAGUGUAACCCUACUUUCACAGUUGCAGAGCAUCAUUCAUUGGAGCCAUCCAAAUCACCAAACAAUUCUACAUUUACUAAUGAAGCAUGCUAGAAAAAUUAUAUGAAUUCCUCAAACAUAUGAUAUUUAAAAAUGCAACAAGGAUGCUGAUGGCUUGUAAUAAGCAAUUAUGUAGUGGGCAUUCUGUGUAAACAGAUGACAGAUUUGUGCUUAACCGGACUCCAGUUGUCCCUAACCAUCUCAUUAGUAAUGUAUUGAGGGCCAUAGGUGUGGAUACUCUAUCUAAACUGUAUGCCACAUCAUAAAGUGAGACAACAUGUCCACAAGUUCAGACAAUCACACGUUCAGUCUCACUAUACUAUCUUACUGCUACUUACAUGAUUAACUUCAUCUCCCAAUUUACCUGAGAAGUAAACCCCAUAAGCUGUGAGGUAUAUUUCUAAAAUUCCACAAUGGUGAACUGUAUUUCAGAGGCGACAGAGUUGUGUUUCACUGGCAUGAGGAAGUGAUGAAAAGGCUUUGAUUACUUAGUGGGGUUUGAGUUAGAUAUUUUUUGAAGGAAAAGCAAUGGUAAAAGAACACACACUUCACUACUGAUUAUUUCAACCAAUUAAUUCAAUUGAUCACAAGGCUCCAAUAAAU